AUGCCGCCAUUUCCGCCGCUGGAGCUUCACAGUGUCUGCCCGCCGGCGCCCAAAACCACCUCUCAGAAGCUCCGCCUCCGCCUCUCCGAGAUAUUCUUCCCCGACGACCCGCUCCACAAGUUCCAAGGAUCAGUCGUGGUUUUGGAAACUGAUUUUGGGGCUGCAUCUAUUCUGCCUUCGUAUUCAAUCCGCAUUCUAACAGUCGAGAUGGCAGCUUAUGCAGCUUUAGCUUCUCUUAUGCACACCAUCCAUCAGAUCGAGCAUCAUCCUUUUCCUCCAAUUUCUCUGGACAAAAAACAAGUUGAAUCUCUGACCGAAAAUGUUGUGUUCUUGCAAGAAUUUCUUGAAGGUUACAAGUCUCCUGUUGCUGAGGGCGAUGAAGCUGAUCCAUUGGAGAUGCGCAUUGCAGAUGCAGUUUAUGCUGCUGAGGAUGUCAUUGAAUUUCACAUUAUUGAUCAAAUUCGCCCUACUGUGUCAGCAUCGACUGGUUCCUCACCAUCUGCAGACUUGUAUGAGAGUCUGGUGAAGGUGAUAGAAGACAUGGAUUUGAUCAAGAAAGAAGUGAUGCUUCUUGAUAUCGAUGCAGUCAAAGAUCAGCUGCUGCUGCAGAGAGUCAAUUCUUCGGCAUCUUCUCUCUAUAGGCUCAACACCUCUACCAUGGUGGGCGUUGAUGAUGUGAUGAUUCAACUCAUGGAUAAGCUCAAUAACGGAGAACUCAGUUGCCAAGUCAUCCCAAUCGUAGGUAUUGGAGGAAUUGGUAAGACCACUCUUGCCAGAAAUGUUUAUGCACAAAAGUUUGUUAGUCAACAUUUUGAUGUAUGUGCUUGGGUUAAGAUUUCCGGACAAUAUAACAUAAAGGAACUUCUCUGUGAAAUUCUAUCUCAGACUAAUAAAGAAGGAUUUAGUCAAUUGAGCGAAGAUGAAAUAGGAUUAGAACUCCACAAAUGUUUAUUGUAUAGACGUUAUCUAAUUGUGUUGGAUGAUAUGUGGAGUAUUGAGACAUGGGAGAAGAUACAACGCUAUUUUCCCGACAAUGGUAACGGUAGUCGGAUAAUGGUGACGACUAGGCUAUUGAGUUUGGGAUCUCAAUUGGACUACAAAUCUGGCCUUGAGAUGAAAGUUAUAUAUAAGGAAAGUAGCUGGAAUAUGUUCUGCAAAAUUGUUUUUGGAGAAAAAAGUUGCCCUUCGGAAUUGGUGAAAAUUGGGAAAGAGAUUGUGGAGAGUUGCAGAGGACUUCCAUUAUCAAUUGUUGCGAUGGGAGGUCUUUUGAAAAAACUGAAACAAACAAAAGAAUGUUGGGAAUCUAUUAGGAGAAGCAUAAGUUCACUAGUGAGUUCGGAGAAUGAUGAGCAUUGUUUGAAAAUACUGAAGUUGAGCUACAACCAUUUGCCGGUAUAUCUUAAGCCGUGUUUUCUAUAUAUGGGAAUAUUUGAGGAGGAUAGUGAAAUUCGAGUGUCGACAGUGGUUAAACUAUGGGUCUCUGAAGGAUUUCUAAAACCAAUAAGUGGCAAGAGUUUGGAAACAAUUGCAAAGGAGUACUUAGAGGAACUUGUGGACAGAAAUCUAAUUCUGGUUCACAAGUUUGGAAAAACUGGAAACAUAAAGUACUGCAAAAUACAUGAUUUGUUGAGAGGUCUUUGCAUAAGAGAAGCUGAAAAGGAGAGUUUUUAUCAUGUGGUAGGGCAUCAUAGUCCUAAAGGCACGUGUAGUCAACGUCGUGUAGUUAUUCCGAGAAACACCUCAGAGAAGAAAGUCCUUCAGGCCAUGAGAACUAUACGAGAUGCGCGUUCCUAUAUAAGUGAAAGUGAUGAUGGAAUAGUGGGAUUGUUGCCUAAUUUUAGAUUAUUGAGGACAUUGAGAGGACAUGAGUAUUCCCUGGGAAGAUUGUUUGAGUUAGUCAAUUUGAGGCUUCUUGCUGUAAAAUCUGGUGGGUACCCUGCCCAACUUCAUUCUUCAAUCAAUCUCCUCUGGUGUCUGCAGACAUUAAUUGUGUCUCAAUUUGAAGAAGAAGUGAAUGCACCAGUUGAAAUAUGGGACAUGCCUCAACUUAGGCAUGUUAAUUAUUAUGUUUCAUACGGUAGUGGAGCAUUGCAUCUCCCAGAUCCUCCAACUGACAGCAUUGUCAUCAUGGAGAAUCUACAAAGCCUCAAAGGAGUAAAGAAUUUCAAGUGUGAUGAGAAGAUGGUUCGUAGAUUGCCCAAUAUCAGGAAAUUGGGACUGAUUGGGUCUCCUGAUGAUGACUAUUGUGUCCACAACAUCGAGCGUCUGCAAAAGCUUGAAUCUCUUAGCUGUGAGUGCUUUCAUAGGGCUGAUUUUUCGCUAAAGAUUACCUUUCCACAUUCUCUGAAGAGUCUAACUCUUGAAAUCAGAUAUGGUAGAAUGGAAGACAUAUUGGAAAAGGUAAGUACAUUGCCCCUUCUUUGGAAGCUCAAGUUGUUUUUUGGAAGGUUCGAAACUCGCAAAUGGGAAACAGCUGAAGGCCAGUUCCCGAGUCUCAAAUUUUUGUUACUCUCAAGUUGUUCCGAUUUGGAACGUUGGACGAUGGAAAGCUCUCAUUUCCCAUGCCUCGAGCACCUUCGUCUUCGCAAUGUUGAUUUGGAGAUCCCCGCAAAACUUGGUGAAAUUCCGACCCUAAAAUCCGUGGCCUUGGAUCGUUGCAGCAACUCAACAGUGAACAGUGUGAUAAGAAUGCUGGAUGAACAAAAGGAGUUGCAAGGAGAAGAUAUAUCCUUUAAAGUUGUAGUUACAGUUACACAAGGAGAAUGA
This is a messenger RNA of Salvia splendens (bonfire salvia), 2766 nucleotides long. Its product is annotated as putative late blight resistance protein homolog R1B-16. The record is from RefSeq and is a predicted model, not a curated record. Gene Ontology annotation, biological process: defense response to other organism. The transcript is spliced from 2 exons. Bases 1 to 2766 code for a protein of 921 amino acids. Lineage: Eukaryota; Viridiplantae; Streptophyta; Magnoliopsida; Lamiales; Lamiaceae. Gene Ontology annotation, molecular function: ADP binding.